Balaenoptera musculus (blue whale) is the source of this 764-nucleotide messenger RNA. Its product is annotated as protein phosphatase 1F-like. NCBI's taxonomy places the organism in Eukaryota, Metazoa, Chordata, Mammalia, Artiodactyla, Balaenopteridae. The record is from RefSeq and is a predicted model, not a curated record.
GUGGCAGAAUGAAGACCAACGACCUGGCAGCAGCCCCCGGGGAUGCUCUGGGCAUGGCCUCGGGAACCCCACAGCAGAACAGCCAGAAGGCAGAGGAGAACCCCAGCCUCCUGGACGCGCUCCUCCGCGACUUCCCAGCCCCGCUGGGCCCGGAGAGCCCUUUGCCAUGGAAGGUCCGAGGGUCGAUGCUGAUCCAGGAGGAGGUGGAAGGCGAGCUGGCUGAGCUGGCCGUGGGCUUCCUAAGCAGCAGGAGCGCUGGCCGCCACUCGCUGCCUGCCUGGCUGCUGCAGACGGACCUUCCUGAGUUCAGGAAGUUGCCGGAGGAGGAGGAGGAUGGCGAUGAGGAGGAGGAGGCCCCUGUGAGCCUGCUGGACGCUGCGGGCCUGGCGCGGAGCCUCUUUGACCGGCUCUGGGAAGUGUGCUGCCAGUGGCAGAAGCAGGUGCCCGUGGCUUCCUGGGUCCCGCAGCGGCAGUGGCUGGUCUCCGUGCACGCCAUCCGGAAUGCCCGCUGCAGGAUGGAGGCACACGUGUGCCUCCCAGCCUUCAACCUGCUCUUCGGCCUAUCGGACUCUGUGGACCGCGCCUACUUUGCCGUGUUCGAUGAGCACGGAGGGGUGGACGCCGCGAGGUACGCGUCUGUGUACAUGCACGCUGUUGCUGCCCACCAGCCGGAGCUGCCCACUGACCCCGCGGGGGCCCUGCGAGCACCCUUCCGCUGCACCGAUGAUAUAUUCCUCUUGAAAGCCCCGCCAGAGUGCAGAUAA